Messenger RNA from Musa acuminata AAA Group (dessert banana), 1439 nucleotides. Its product is annotated as RING-H2 finger protein ATL29-like. The record is from RefSeq and is a predicted model, not a curated record. The transcript has a single exon. NCBI's taxonomy places the organism in Eukaryota, Viridiplantae, Streptophyta, Magnoliopsida, Zingiberales, Musaceae. The coding region runs from base 565 to 1296 and encodes 243 amino acids.
UGGUGGUGAUGGAACGAACAAAGAAGAGGGUCAAAAUAGGAAGGGAGCGGUCAAAUGAUAGGCGGGUGUGCGGUCAGCUGGACUCGACGCAAUGCGGCACCCUUCAUCGUCGCCCAGCGGGUAGAUCGGAUCCAAAUGAGAAGUGUCCGUAUUCCGAAGCGAUCGCGGAGUGUGAGUGGCCGCGUUUGCUGCUCGACACACACACAUACACACGACGCGAUCUCCGCGAAGCGGCCCACAGCCACAUGAGCCCCGUUCACUAACCACGCGAAGCACCGGCCGUCCACCGCUAACCGCUCUCCCCGAGUCUUCUUCUCUACCGACCCUCUCUCCCCGCCUCCCAACCCCGUCCCCCACGUCCUUACCAGCCCCCUCGUACGUACCACCACAGAAGAACCACUCCGACACUCGCCGUUCUCUCUCUCUCUCUCUCUCUCUCUCUCUCUGAAGCAAAUAAGCGAACGAGUAACAAUCUGUGGCCAAGUUCACGCGCCACCAAUUGUUCGACCAAAGUUCCAUGCGAAGCGCCGCCAACCGGUCUCCCGGAGCCAGACCCAUUUGGCGAUGGCGAGCAACCCACCUUCGUUCCACCACCACUGCCGCUCCCUCCUCCCUUCCCCAUCUUCUCCUCCGUCCCCCCACUGUUCCUUUCCCUCCCCCGCUGCCGGAGUCUCCAAAGCCCUCCCCCCGUCCCGCUCCAUCCCCAUCCUCCUCCCCAUCGUCUUUCUCUUCUUCCUUCUCCUUUUCUUCCUCUCGAUCUUCCUCUUCCGCGACAUCCUCCACUUCACCUAUGCGUUCUUCUACGGAGGGUCGCCCAGCGCCGUCCGCCGGCCCACCACCUCAAACGCCGCCGCCGCGGAUUCCUGCCUGCGCGGGCUGGACCCCGACAUCCUGGCGUCGUUCCCCACGCUGCCCUAUUCCUUGGUGAGGGGGCUGCAGGAGGGCAAGUGCGGAGCGGAGUGUGCCGUCUGCCUCGCCGAGUUCGCCGGUGGCGACGUAAUCCGCCUGCUCACCGUCUGCUGCCACGCCUUCCACCCGCCCUGCAUCGACUCCUGGCUCGCCGCCCACGCCACCUGCCCCCUCUGCCGCUGCGACCUGAAGGCACCGCCCGACGAGGCCGCCGUCAUGGCGGUGCGGGAGGCCGUCGACGGUGGAUGCGACAGCCAUUGCAUCUCGAUCGACGACGACGGGGAGGGGGCGGAGGGACGGUUGGAGAAAUCGGCACCGGAGAGGACGUCGAACCCGACGAAUGCAGGAGAGAGGAGGGAGGAUGCCGACGAGGGUGCAGCACGAUGAAGACGAACAGUGCGAGCGCCCGAGAAGGAGCGGACCUCAUAGGAAACACGUGGCUAUAAAUGCUCGUAUCUUUCCGACUUAGAUUUGAUCGGAGUUUUUUGCCGAGAUUUAUUAGAGCUUACGAACAACACACGGGAAUUGAA